Nomia melanderi (Alkali bee) is the source of this 1841-nucleotide messenger RNA. It is a transcript of the gene Nup44A, whose product is annotated as nuclear pore complex protein Nup44A. Lineage: Eukaryota; Metazoa; Arthropoda; Insecta; Hymenoptera; Halictidae. The record is from RefSeq and is a predicted model, not a curated record. Gene Ontology annotation, molecular function: protein binding; structural molecule activity. Gene Ontology annotation, biological process: cellular response to amino acid starvation; positive regulation of TORC1 signaling. Gene Ontology annotation, cellular component: nuclear pore outer ring; Seh1-associated complex.
CAAUAUUGUUCAUUCAGUUAGAUCUAGUAAAUCCGUUUUUAACCGGUUCGUUGAAAACCAUUCAAAUAAUACAUUUGAAAUUCCAGGUUAAAAGAAUAACACAAUGUUUGUUUUAUAAAUACAAUUAACAGUGACUUUAUUUUCAACUUUUAAAUAUACGUUUUACUUCUGAAUGGAGGGUACUCACAUAGGAUGUGUAUAAGAGUUUCGUCGCACAGCGUUUUCCCUCCAUUUCUAAAUAUAUAAAAAUUUUGUACAAUUAUCGUAGGAACGUUAUCUUCUAACCUCUAGCUUUCUAGAAUUCAUGUACUAGUGACGGAAGUUUCUUCGAUAUACUAUAAAAUUUAAAUAAAUUCAGAAUGUUUGAAGCACACAGCAUUAAUGCUGAGCAUAAGGACUUGAUCCACGAUAUUGCUUACGAUUUUUAUGGCCAACGAAUGGCAACAUGUUCCAGUGAUCAGUAUGUGAAAGUCUGGGACGAAGAUGAACAUGGGAAUUGGCAUUUAACUGCAUCUUGGAAAGCUCACAGCGGUUCUGUGUGGAAAGUUACUUGGGCUCAUCCUGAGUUUGGCCAAGUACUUGCUACAUGUUCCUUUGAUAGAACGGCUGCUGUGUGGGAAGAAAUAGUUGGAGAAGGAUCAGGUCCAGGUGAACGUGGCAUGAAACAUUGGGUUAGACGAACAAAUUUAGUGGAUUCUAGAAAGUCAGUUACAGAUGUGAAAUUUGCACCCAAAACUCUUGGUCUUCUAUUAGGUACUUGCAGUGAGGAUGGAGUAAUUAGAAUAUAUGAAGCUCCUGAUGUUAUGAAUUUAAGUCAGUGGACACUUCAACAUGAUAUUAGCUGUAAGCUUCAAUGUAGUUGUCUCUCUUGGAAUCCAUCUUUGUCAAGGCUACAUCCACCAAUGAUAGCAGUCGGAAGUGAUGAUCCAAAUCCAUCAUCUGGGGGGAAAGUGUUCAUAUACGAAUACUCUGAAAGUAGUAGAAGGUGGGCAAAAACAGAAACAUUAGCAAUUAUUGACCCUGUCUAUGAUAUUGCAUUUGCUCCAAAUUUGGGAAGAAGUUUUCACACGUUAGCUAUUGCCACAAAGGAUGUAAGAAUUAUCACAUUGAAACCUAUAUUGGACACUGUACAAAGUGGCGCGCCACGUUUUGAUAUUACUACAGCAGCACAAUUUUUUGAUCAUGAUUUCACUGUUUGGCGAGUGUGUUGGAAUAUUAUGGGCACUAUUUUAGCAAGUUCAGGAGAUGAUGGUUGUGUUCGGUUAUGGAAAGAUAAUUAUAUUAAUAAUUGGAAGUGUGUUGCGGUUUUAAAAGGUGAUGGCACUUCUGCUCAAAGUGCCGAAACUCCUACAGCAGCAACACCACCAAAUCAUUCAUCAGGAACACAACAAACACCUUCUACAACAAGGUACUACAAAUUGGGUUCCAUCAGUCAUCCAAACCAAGUGCCUUGGCAUUAGAGAGAAUGAAUUAUUUUUUACAAUUAAUGGCUUCAUGCUCUUUGUUAUUUCAUACAACUGUAUACCGUUUGUAUGAAAACUAUUGGAUUUAUAUUUAUAUAAUAAAGAUAGUGAUUAUUCUUAUUUUGUACGAAAUUUAUGUUUCUAUUUCUAAUAGCACUAAGCCGAUUUAUAUCCAUUAUCAGUUUAUAGCAAUGCACACUCCUAUUGAUUUAUAUCUUUCUAUUACAUAAUGUAGGUAUAAAAUGUAUAUUUUACUAGGAACUUUACAAUAUAUUUUUUUAAUAGUUUUGAAGAAACAACAUACAUACGUACCGUUAAUUCAUUUUUGUUUCAAAAAGUAUCUGAUACUUUUGAAAAGGAAUAUUUUUCCGGUAAAAU